Molecule: messenger RNA, 534 nt
Organism: Penicillium antarcticum
Lineage: Eukaryota; Fungi; Ascomycota; Eurotiomycetes; Eurotiales; Aspergillaceae
Exons: 3
Coding region: 1-534 (177 amino acids)
Source: RefSeq, a predicted model, not a curated record
AUGGAACCCCUCUUCGAGACUUUCAUCGUUGCUUUCCUCAUCCAGAAAUUUCUUGUUCCGAAAUCCGCAGGUAUGCUUAUCAAUUAUGUUACGCUCGACGAUGAACAGAAAAAUGCUCUACACUUCCGACUUUGGAUUCUAACGCUUGCCGUCCCCGCCUUACUGAUUGCCUCGCAAGGUGGCUUCUUCAACCUUGUGGUGUUCUCGCCCCCAGUGAUCUGGUCCAUUGUCGAUUACAUUGCGCUUACGCAGGGAACAACCAUCUACCCGGCCAUAAGCUUCAUUCCAAGCGUGAUUUGCACUGCAAUCCUUUGGUCUGGCGCCGCGCUUUUCCUCAUUUCAGGGCUAGGCCAUCGCGGUAACUUCCUUGUCUUUCUGGUCGCCAUCCUCUUCUCAGUUGCAGGCGUUUUACAAGCUAUCAUUGUUGUCAAGCAAGGAACAAUUUUGGUCAAGCAGGUUAUCAAUGUUGUCAAGAAGGCGUAUAGGAUGACAAGGGGAAGAGGGUCAAAUCAAGGAAUCGAGCUGCCAAAGUAA